Molecule: messenger RNA, 1455 nt
Organism: Carassius auratus (goldfish)
Lineage: Eukaryota; Metazoa; Chordata; Actinopteri; Cypriniformes; Cyprinidae
Gene: pelo
Product: pelota mRNA surveillance and ribosome rescue factor
Exons: 13
Coding region: 173-1330 (385 amino acids)
Biological process (GO): nuclear-transcribed mRNA catabolic process, no-go decay; nonfunctional rRNA decay; ribosome disassembly
Cellular component (GO): cytoplasm
Source: RefSeq, a predicted model, not a curated record
UCAGCUAUCUGACGCGUUCAGAAAGCGACAGUUCGAAUCGUCCGAUUCAUUCUAAAGUGGCAGAAAUGUGCCACUGCUGAUGCGGAAACGUCACCAGAAUCGACGAUUAAAUGGAAUUGAACACUCACAAUCAAAUAUGAAUUUUGGUUUUGAAUAGCUAACCUCUUUGACCAUGAAGUUGGUUCAUAAAGACAUCGAGAAGGAUAAUGCCGGUCAGGUGACACUAAUACCUGAGGAAGCAGAGGAUAUGUGGCACACCUACAACCUGCUGCAAGUGGGCGACAGCCUCCAAGCCUCAACCAUAAGGAAAGUGCAGACAGAGUCCUCCACAGGCAGUGUGGGCAGUUCACGUGUGCGCACCACACUGACUUUAUGUGUGGAGACGAUAGACUUUGAUUCCCAGGCCUGUCAGCUCCGAGUCAAAGGAACAAACAUCCAGGAAAACCAGUAUGUGAAGAUGGGUGCCUAUCAUACCAUUGAACUGGAGCUCAACAGGAAGUUCACUCUUGCCAAAAAACUCUGGGACAGCGUGGUUUUAGACAGAAUUGAGCAGGCAUGUGACCCUGCUCAGAAAGCAGAUGUGGCUGCUGUUGUGAUGCAGGAAGGUCUGGCCAAUCUGGUUCUCGUGACGCCAGCCAUGACCUUACUAAGGGCAAAGGUUGAGGUCACCAUCCCCCGCAAGAGGAAAGGCAGUUGUGCUCAACAUGACAAGGCAUUAGAGAGAUUUUACGAGGCUGUCAUGCAGGGCAUUCUUAGACACUUCAGUUUUGAUGUGGUGAAGUGUAUUCUGGUGGCCAGCCCUGGAUUUGUGAAAGAUCAGUUCAUCUCAUACCUGUUUAGAGAGGCUGUGAGGCAAGAUUGUAAAAUUCUCCUGGAGAACAGAUCCAAAUUCAUGGUGGUGCACUCCUCAUCUGGACACAAGUAUUCACUUAAAGAAGUGCUGUGUGAUCCAGCAGUCACCGCCAGAUUGUCAGACACCAAGGCAGCUGGAGAGGUUAAGGCUUUGGAAGACUUUUACAAGAUGCUUCAACAAGAGCCUGAUCGAGCUUUCUAUGGAUUGGCUCAUGUGGAAAGAGCGAGUGAAGCUUUAGCCGUUGACAUCCUGCUGAUCAGUGACAAACUAUUUAGACAUCAAGACAUAGCCACUCGCAGCCGGUAUGUUCGGCUUGUAGACAACGUGAAGGAAAAUGGAGGAAAUGUCAGAAUAUUCUCAAGCCUACACGUAUCUGGAGAACAGUUGAAUCAGUUGAGUGGAGUGGCGGCCAUUCUGAGGUUCCCCAUCCCUGAUGUGUCUGAAGCUGAGGAGGACAGCAGCUCUGAUGAAGACUAACAUUAUGCUCUCAUGCAAAAGGAUUUGAUAUGAAAGAGCGGAAAUGCUUCACAGUUAGGACUAAAUGGAUUGAGACUCUAUUAUGGCCUUAAUAAAGGAUUUGAAAUCAGUUGGAACAUCACAAA